UUGCCUGUGUCUUGUGGACUCUGUUUUGGGGAAAGCGUGUGUGAGCUCUGCAGUCGUGCCAUGGUGAGAGACGGGUGGCUGUCCACAGACGAGGAGUGGCCGGCCAUGAAUGCAGUGACCUAUGAUGAUGUGCAUGUCGACUUCAGUUGGGAAGAGUGGGCUUUGUUGGAUCCCUCCCAGAAGAGCCUGUACAGAGAUGUAAUGCUGGAGACCUACAGGAACCUAACUGCUAUAGGCUACAGUCGGAAAAACCAUAACAUUGAAGAACAUUGCCAAAAUUCUAGAAGACAUGGAAGGUAUGAAAGAAGUCAUUCUGGAGAGAAACCCUCUGAAUAUACUCAAUGUCUUAAAGCCUUUCUAUAUUACAGUCCUCUUCAAAGUCAUGAAAGAAUUCAUUCUGGAGAGAAACUCUAUAAAGGUAUUCAGUGUGAUAAAGCCUCUGAAUGUCACAGUAUGCUCCAGAUACAUAAACGAACACAUAGUGGCGAGAAACCCUAUGAAUGUAAUCAGUGUGGAAAAGCCUUUUCAAGACUUGGUCAUCUUCAAACACAUAAAAGAACAUAUACUGGAGAGAAACCCUAUGAAUGUAACCAGUGUGGUAAAACAUUUGCAUAUCACUGUUAUAUUCAAAUACAUAAAAGAACACAUACUGGAGAGAAACCGUAUGAAUGCAAUCAGUGUGGUAAAGAUUUUGCCUAUCACAGUAAUCUUCAAAUACAUAAAAGUACACAUACUGGAGAGAAACCUUAUGAAUGUAAUCAGUGUUGUAAAGCCUUUGCACACAACAGUGCUCUCCAAAUACAUAAAAGAACACAUAGUAGGGAGAAACCUUAUGAAUGUAAUCAGUGUGGUAAAGCUUUUGCACAAAAGAGUAGUCUCCAAAACCACAAAAGAACACAUACUGGAGAGAAACCCUACAAAUGUAAUCAGUGUGAUAAAGCCUUUGCACAUAAUAGUAAUCUCCAAAAACAUAAAAGAACACAUACUGGAGAGAAACCCUAUGAAUGCAUUCAGUGUGGUAAGGCCUUUGGAUGUCAUCGGAGUCUCCAAAUACAUAAAAGAACACAUACUGGAGAGAAACCCUAUGAAUGUGAUCACUGUGGUAAUGCUUUUGCAUAUCAUAGUUAUCUUCAAAUACACAAAAGAACGCAUACUGGAGAGAAACCUUACAAAUGUAAUCAAUGCGAUAAAGCCUUUGCACAUCACAAUUACAGCAGCCUCCAAAAACAUAAAAGGAAACAUACUGGAGAGAAACCCUAUAAAUGUAAUCAAUGCAAUAAAGCCUUUGCAUAUAACAGUAGUCUCCAAAAACAUAAAAGAGCACAUACUGGGGAGAAACCCUAUGAAUGUAAACUGUGUGAUAAAAACUUUGCAUGUCACAGACAUCUUCAAAUGCAUAGAACAACACAUACUGGAGAGAAACCCUAUGAAUGUAACCUAUGUGGUAAAGCCUUUGCAUAUCACAGUGAUCUUCUAAUACAUAAAAGAAUACACACUGGAGAGAAGCCUUAUGCAUGUGUUCAGUGUGGUAAAGCCUAUGCACGUCACAGUCAUCUUCAAAUUCAUAAAAGAGCACAUACUGGAGAGAAACCCUAUGAGUGUAAUCAAUGUGGUAAAGCCUUUUCACAACACAGUAAUCUCCAGAAACAUAAAAGAACACAAAACAUUUGAGAGAAAAACCCUAUUUAUGUAAACAAUUUGAUAGAGACUUUAAACAUCACAGUUGUUUACAUUUUCAAGAAAAAGUCUUUUUCUUCUUUUUCAUCAGUGCCUGAAAGAAGUAAAUUAUGUGCCAUGUUCAAACUAGUGUCAUGUUAACGACUAACAGUUGUGUUUGUGGAUUGUAUUUUGAAACUCUGGGAAUAGGUAAUGAAGUUUGCUGUGUGUGUGGCUGAUCUAUUUGUUCCAUUUUGUUAAGCUGUUCUUGUAUUACUACUGUGGCUUCUGCUCAUCUUCUGUUGGACUUUCGGUUGAUUGGUAGAUACUUUUUUUUUUACUUCAUUGUAUAGAAUGGAAUACCUACCAUCCAAGUAGUCCAUUGUUUAUUUAAAUAUCAGGCAAUAUGUGAUCAUACUUUUAAAGCAAUGGUAUCUGUGAAAUGGUGGUGGGUUGUUGUUCCAGUUUUGUUUUUCAUAUUUUCACAAAGUCCUUUGAGAUGUUUGUUAUCCACCUAGGUUUGGAUGUCAGUAAUUAGUCAGGGAUACAUUUCAACUCUUGUUUCUCAUGUAUCAGACGCUUGGGUACAAGUCCAAGGAUAGAAGAUGUGCCCACUGCAUGUGCUAUUUUGUUUAAACAUUUUAACAAUGUUGGCAUUAAAAUGCUUAAUAGAAGAGGAUACAAUAAUCAAUAAAUACCUCAUGUGUGUAUCCAAAGCAGCAUUUUCAUCUCUCUGGUAGAGAUGUAAUAAAAUUGAAUAAAUAAUAAUUUACUGUAUAUCUCACAACAGAGUUUGAUUUGAUAUGCAUAUACGUAUAUUAUUUGAUGUUCCAUGCUCUUUGUGUUCUCCUUAGUUAUCUGUUUGGCAAUUCAUCUUAAAGCACUGCCUUCUACGGGAAUUAUGAAGAGAUGCCAGAUAAUGUAACAGCAAUGAGUUUUAUUUAAAAAUUCUCUGUGUGUGUGUUAUGAGAUGUGAUUAUAGGUUUGACAUCAUGAUAGAUAUGUCAAGACCAGAAGACAACUUUGCACAGUCCACUUUUUGCCAUCUUUAUAUGAAUAUCAAGUUCAUGAUCCAGCCUUACACACCACAGACAUUUUCCACUUAACUGUCUCAGUGAUGCUCAAAUAAGAUUAGUUGAA
Molecule: messenger RNA, 2796 nt
Organism: Arvicola amphibius (Eurasian water vole)
Lineage: Eukaryota; Metazoa; Chordata; Mammalia; Rodentia; Cricetidae
Product: zinc finger protein 431-like
Exons: 7
Coding region: 61-1671 (536 amino acids)
Biological process (GO): regulation of transcription by RNA polymerase II
Cellular component (GO): nucleus
Molecular function (GO): RNA polymerase II transcription regulatory region sequence-specific DNA binding; DNA-binding transcription factor activity, RNA polymerase II-specific
Source: RefSeq, a predicted model, not a curated record